AUGUCCACCACCUCCAUAUUCCGCCUCCUCCACCUCCUCCUCCUCCAAUUCUCUCUUUCCUCCGUCCUCGCCGCCCACCCCAAACCCCUGACUUCCCCCUACCUUUCACCCGCCACGAUCCACCCAAAUUACCAAAACAUGUUCAAAUUCUUCAAGAUCUUCAUCUACAACCCAAACAGCACCUUCCCCUUCACCUCCCCAUCCCAAUCGCUCUUCUACACGCGCCUCCAGGACAGCCACUUCCCCACCGAAAACCCUGAAAAAGCCCACCUCUUCUUCGUCCCCUUCCCCUCCGACCUCCCCCCGCGCUCCGUCGCGCGCCUCAUCAGAUCCCUCCGCUCUGAGCUUCCCUACUGGAACCGCACCCUCGGCGCCGACCAUUUCUACCUCUCAUGCGCCGGCAUCGGGUACGAAUCGGAUCGGAAUCUCGUCGAGCUCAAGAAAAACUCAGUCCAGAUCUCGUGCUUCCCGACGCCGGCCGGUAAGUUUAUUCCCCACAAGGACAUUUCGCUUCCGCCGGUCCCGAGCACUCCCGCGCCGACGAACAACACGGCGAGCAUCUUGGGGUACGCCAGGUUCGAUUGGGUCAAGGAGUCAACGUUGGUCAACCAAUUGAGCAGCGACCCCGAUUUUCUGAUCGAAUCCAAGCCGUCCGAUCCCAAUACCUUCGCGGACAGACUCGGCGGGAGUAAGUUCUGCUUGUUCGAGUACGGAGGAGGCGAAGUGUCGGGGAUCGGGGAGGCGCUGCGUUUCGGUUGCGUGCCGGUGGUGAUCACGGACCGUCCGAUCCCGGACCUGCCGUUCUCGGACGUGCUGAGGUGGCAAGAGAUCGCGGUGUUCGUGAGACGUAGUGGAGGGGUAGUGAGGGAGCUGAAGCGCGUGUUGGGGCGCGCGUGCUGGGAGCGGCACGAGAAGAUGAGGGAGUUGGGUGUGGCUGCGAGUCGGCACUUUAUGUGGAACGAGACACCGGAGCCGUUCGAUGCGUUUUAUACGUUGAUGUAUCAGCUGUGGCUGAGACGGCACACCGUUAGAUACGUCAGGAGAGAAUGA
Molecule: messenger RNA, 1050 nt
Organism: Pyrus x bretschneideri (Chinese white pear)
Lineage: Eukaryota; Viridiplantae; Streptophyta; Magnoliopsida; Rosales; Rosaceae
Product: probable glycosyltransferase At5g03795
Exons: 1
Coding region: 1-1050 (349 amino acids)
Molecular function (GO): glycosyltransferase activity
Source: RefSeq, a predicted model, not a curated record